CGAGCUGUACACUUUAGUUGGCUGUCGAUAACGUCGGGGAAUACCAUUGUUAAACGCACAUAGUUUGCGCAUGCGUAUUGUCAUUCAUUGUCAUUUGAACCUAUAAUCUCGCCGUGGCCGGUCCAUAUGUUAUCAGUAGGUGCAUAUUUAUAUUUAGACGUUGUCCAAGUUGACUAACGCUACGGUAAAAAAAAACGCGUGAGGACUUUAUUUGAGUUUGUCUUUUGGAACUACAUUUCCCGUUUUUUCUUUCCCUCAGCUGUUCGGUUUUACGACGUGUCGUAAAACGAGUCUGUUAACCGCAAGCUAAACCGAGAUGGACACCGCCAAAGACGCCUGACACACUUCUUUUUUUAUUUUUUUAGGGUCUUAAUCCUCUACAUUAAAAAUGUUAAAAUGCUGAUGUAGUGGCGCCGAGUUUCCGCGCACUGUGACAAAUGGAGGCCAUGGAAGAUGACAGUUUGGACACGAAAGACGACCAUAACCACAACUAUUGUGCGAGCGGCAGCGGCGGCAGUAGUAGUAAAGUCUGCACGUAUCUGAGCAGCCAGCUCUCGGACGUAACCACGGUCUCACAGUCCGCCUGUCCGCCGGUGCCGGGAGGAGAACCCGAGACUCGGCGAGGGAAACUGUGGUCCGGCAGCACCGGGUCAAAGUUCAUGGACUCGGAUUCAGGCAGCGAGAGCAGCGAAGUCAGCGAGACCGACUGCACGGCUCCGCCGGCCGCUGUCGAGGGGAAAUUCAGCCUCGAUUCCACUUCCAAGUUCCUUCUUAAUGCGAUGGCUGUGGAAGACUACCGCAACAACCACUGGCCAAACCUGGAGAAGGCAAUAGACCGUCUGCUGAUCCAGAAUCCCACAGACCACAUCUCUGUUUCUUAUGCACAGAUAUACAGCUACGUCUACAAGUGUGUUUGUCAGCAGCACUCUGAGCUGCUCUACGCCGAUUUGACGUUGAAGAUAACAAAUCAUCUACAACAGGUUUCCACUCAUCUCCAAGCCAGCCCACCCGAGGACUUCAUCGAGAACUUCAAUGUUGCGCUGACGCAAUACACAGCUUCUCUUCAAUGUAUAGUUCCUGUCUUUAUGUACUUGAACAAGUUCUACAUCGAGUCCAAGCUGAACAGAGACCUACGGGAGGAUCUGAUGAAGCUGUUCGCCGACCACGUCGCGGAAAUCCACGUGAACACGCUGAUGCCUCUCCUCAUCAAGGCACAUUCCAUGCCGUUUCAAGUGCAGCCAUCCACCAUGGCCAGUGUGGUUAAAGGCCUCCACAGCCUCCGACCAGACUGGGCGCAGUUAGCCCCGGCUCUCUUCUCUGGGUUUAUUCCCCAAAUAAACCCUCCCGCUGUGGAGUCUCUGCUGCCCGACUAUGCCGCUCAUGACCAGAAGUUACAGCUGGAGCUCUACAUGAACGGAUUUCCUCGGGGCGACCAGUCUCGUAAAAGGGCCAGCGAGGACUCCUGAUAGCAGAGCCGGCCGCCGCCACCGGAUUGGUUGCAGGACUAUUACUGUGCCUCCUACAUCUUCACCACAAGCCGGCUUACUGCACGAGCUACAAUGUUGACUAUGUGUCAGUUUUAUCUCUCGACUCGAAGGUUACAAAACAAUGUGGAAAGAAAAAAAAAGAAAGAAAAAAAAACAGAACACGAUGCCGAGUUGCAUAGCAGAAGCUUAAUCUUACUGCACUGAGAAAAAAAACAAAAAAAAGCACACAGACUUCAAUGGUGGUGCUUCUUUCCUCUGUGAUUCUGACGCGUCAGUAUUUUGUGGGAGGCGGAGGUGGGUGUCUUCACGUUCUCCUCGUCUGAAGAGUGCCUUCACGGUGCCUUCUGAUCGGAUAUCCCAACGAUGGAUAAGCUGAUGGGUAUUUCAUUCCUAACCUUUUAACAUGGAAGUGUCUUUUUGAUAUUCUGGGCUAAUCAAGACUUUCUAUUGCUGCUAAUAGUACUGUUCAUGUGAUAAUACUACAGCUCCCUUGGCUCCACCCACUGUGGCUUCACUCAACACAAAUGAGUGUGAAGGGAUGUGAGAACAAAGGAGGGGUGGGGGACCAUCGACCUCAACUAUGAUUCUCUUCUUCAUGUUGCCUUUACUGUGUUGGUAAACCGGAUUGUAUUUUCCCGUUACGCCAAAGAGGAUUUGCUGUUUUUCUUUCAAAUAUAUAUAAAAUGCAUUGGAGUCAUGCUGACAUUAUUAAUGUUGCAUACCGUCUGAGCCACUGAGCCAUUACAUUUUUUCAAAACUAGCAAGUUUUGAGCUUACAUUGGUUGACCUGUUUGUUUGUUUGUUUGUUUGGUUCGACUUGACUCAAAUUCUAACUAGAUAUCACUUGUCUGUUAGCCUUGCAUGUAGGAUUGGUAGGGAUUGCCACGAAGGGCAUUAUUACACUGUUUGCCAGACAGCUUAAAUGACCACAGAGUGAGAGUUUGACUUUCCUGGAUCGCCCCUGAACUGUAAAUAUAUCAAACCUGAUGCUUGGAUGCAUGGCGUUUACAGAAGUCGUUAUAUGCAAAUAUUGUUUGGCCGCUCGAGUUUGGCACGCUCGUGCAUUAAAUGUUCCUAACAUGUGUGUAGAUGCGUUUUGGUCUUUGCAAAGUGGUCAGUGUCAACCAGCCUUUGUCACGGAUGCAUUUUUGUAAACGAUUCACUUGAAUGGAAGUGUUUGAUACACGGUCUUACACUGUUUUAAGUGUAAAUAGAUGCUCAGGCUUUCUUUUUUUUCCGUUUCCAUCUGUGGGUUUUGGAAAUGCUUCUCGUUGUCUUUUCAUGUAAACUCAUUUCAUGAAUUCUGGGUACACGGAGGUGGUUUUGUUUUUCACUGUCUUAACAAAACGUUGUUGUCCUAAAUAAGAAGGCAUUGUGAUCAAAAGUAUGUGUAGAAGACAGUCCGACUCGUUGCAGAUGCCAAAAUGUUGUUGUUGUUGAUGUACUGUGUGACUUUCUCUCUAACAUGCUGCAACAAAUGUCCAUGUUGAAACAACUGAACAGCUGUGAAUAAACUUCCACUUUGGUCAAA
Molecule: messenger RNA, 3018 nt
Organism: Cyclopterus lumpus (lumpfish)
Lineage: Eukaryota; Metazoa; Chordata; Actinopteri; Perciformes; Cyclopteridae
Gene: cacul1
Product: CDK2 associated cullin domain 1
Exons: 8
Coding region: 438-1466 (342 amino acids)
Biological process (GO): ubiquitin-dependent protein catabolic process
Molecular function (GO): ubiquitin protein ligase binding
Source: RefSeq, a predicted model, not a curated record